Rotaria socialis is the source of this 2931-nucleotide messenger RNA. The record is from the annotation of a GenBank genome assembly. NCBI's taxonomy places the organism in Eukaryota, Metazoa, Rotifera, Eurotatoria, Philodinida, Philodinidae.
AUGUAUUUGGUUGCAACUGAACGUAAAUCACUGUUACCUUUACGAUUACGAGCGCCUGGUGGUGUUGGUUGUCGUCCAACAACACCGAUGCCAUCAGUUUCUGAUAAUAAUAAUAAAUCAACAUUAUCAGUCGGCAAUCGUGUUUUAGUCAAUGGACUUAAAACAGGUAUUCUUCGUUAUAUCGGUACAGUUAAAUUUGCAACGGGAACAUUUUGUGGUGUUGAACUUGAUCAACCCGAAGGAAAACACGAUGGAGAAAUAAAAGAUGUUCGAUAUUUUCAAUGUCGACCGAAUCAUGGAAUAUUUGUACCUAGUGAUAAAGUUGUUGUAGAACCUCGUGCAAGAACAUUAACCACACAAAGACCCGUAAGUCGUUUAAAAGCGCCAACAAUGACACGUUCAAUAACGCUGACAUCAUCAAUUAAUAAAAUUGAAGAAUCAAAAACUGUUGAAUUACCUGAUAUUUUAGCGAAUACAACUUUUCAACCGGUGAUACUCAAUGAAUCCAAAAUGAAUGAAAAUCACGAAAUUACCAUAACGAAUCACCAACGAAAAGAAGAGACGAUUGAUGUCGUUGAACCGAAAAUUGAAUUUCAAUCAUUAGCAAUCGAUGAGCCACCAGAAACGAUUGAAGCAGAUUUUACUGACAGUGUUUCGUUAAUUUUACAUCAACUUCAACAAGAUCAAAAUCUAGAAACACGUUCGAAUUCAAUUACAAUUAGUGAAGAAGAUACUGAAGAAGAAGAUGAUGAUGAUGAUGUAACAGACAACGAAAGUAUUGUUGAAUCAACAGUUGACGAAAGAAUCAACGAAAAUUUACAUUCUUCAUCUUCAUCGGUUUUUACACCGAUUGAUUCAGACAAAUUUGUUCAAACGGAUUUAUCAUUUCAUUCGAAUGAUGAUAUUUCAUUUGCGAAAGUUGAAUCAUCCACCAAACAAAACUCUUUAGCGAAUUCGACAGCAUCAAUUAAUAGAUUAGGAGUCAAUAAAAAAGUUGAAACUACAAACGUUAAUAAGAAAAAGCCAAUCAGUCAACCUGUUAAGAAAAAUACCGAACAACGAUCUGUGGCAUCAGUAGUAAAUACAACGAAACGUCCAGUGAAUCCAGUAACGCUUCGAAAUUCAUCGAUUGUACCGCCAAAAAAAUUACCACCACCUCGAAUUCAACUCAAUGCUGCGCACUCGGCAGUUUCACUGCCAUCGCAAUCGAAACUUAGUUUAUCACUUUCAUCAUGUAAUUCAUUGAACAGUAGUCAGUCAGAUUUACCAUCGAUCAAUAAAAAUUCAAAUAUAAAACCGACAUUAGAUAGAAAUCUAGAGAAAUCUCCAUCAGUGGAUCGUUCUCCAACUAAUUCAGAAAAGAAACUCGACGAAUCUCAUGAACAUAUAAAUCUACUCGGUCAACAAUUAUUGAUUCAGAAAAGUCAUAGUGAAUCUCUUGAAAUUAAUAAUGAACGUUUGAAAAAGCAUUAUCAACAUUUAAUUAAUCGAUUCGAUCUUCUGUAUAUUUUGACUCAGUUUUUUAUGAACGAAAAUGAGCAAAGUAAAGAACAGUAUAAACAUCAACUAUCUAAAGCUCGAACAACACAAGAUCAAUUAAAAACAUCAAUAGAAUAUUUACGAUCAUCUCAUAAAAAUGAAUUGUCUGAAAUAAAUAAACGUCAUCAAAAUCAAAUUGAAAACUUAAAUAAAACAAACGAACAGAGGCUAAAUGAAUAUCAACAAAAAUUGGAUAAUUUAUUAAAUGAAAACAAUCAAUUGGAAGCUCGUUGUUCAGUAUUACAAGAAAAAGUUGAUGGUUUCUUAACUGAAAUGGCCAAUAGUGAACAUGCCGAUGUUCUAUUAUGUCAUGUUGAAACAUUAGAAAAAGAUCGAACGAGUUUACAGACUGUUCUUGAACUUAAAAAUAAAGAAAUUACACAAUUACGAACAAAACUCAAUGAACAAGAAAUUCAAUUGAACGAUGAAAAAGCAUUACGAAAACGUAUUGAUAUGGCUGAAAAUCAAAAUCAAAAUCUUUUAUAUCUUCUUCAACAGAAGAAAUUGAGUGAAAAGACUGCUGUAGUUGAACGAGAUCAAUUAAAAGAACAAGUAGUUCAAUUUGAACGAGAUAAUUGUCAAUUAAAAUUUGAAAAUGAAACAUUACGGUAUCGUCUUCGUGAACGGUCAUUAUCCAUUUCGAUGCCAUCAGAUAAUCCAAUUACAGUCCCAACUGAAUCGAUUUCGGCUUCUUCUCCAAAUAGGCAAGGUCGAAAUCGUGCAUGUAGUUUAUCAUCUAUAAUGAAUAUUGCACAUGAGAAUGAAAGCAUUACUCGUUCUUUAUCGUCAUUGAAUUGUAUUCUUAAUCGGUAUUUACGUAUAUCAGCAAAUAUAAUUAUAUUACAUCCCGAAUAUGAUAUAAAAACCAAAGUAAAUGAUAUUGCUCUUAUUGCAUUAAAUAGAUCAGUUGAUUUAACUGAUAAAACAAUUGGUUUUAUAUGUUUACCAAUGGCUACAUUACGCUAUCCAGCAUUAUUUCCUUCUGAUCAAGCAGAUGCUGUGGCUAUUGGAUGGGGACGUGUCAAGGAAAGCGCCUUUGGUCGUGCUAGCAAAGUACUUUUACAAGUUGAAUUACCGAUCCUAUCGCCAUAUAUUCGACUGUUGAAUUGUGCCGAUCAUGGCGGACCUUUGAUGUUGACCUAUAAUCAAACAUGGCCAAUAGUCGGAACCAGUAGUUAUGGUGAAGGAUGUGCGCGAGCUCAUAAACCGGGUGUUUAUACUCGUGUAAGUGCUUAUCGUGAUUGGAUCAAUUAUACAGUAAACAAGAAUGAAUUGAACUAUGAUACACAAGUUUUUAAUAUACAAAAUAAUAUUGGCAUGAGUAAUGAUCUUGAGAUUUGGUGGGAUGGAGAGAAUUUCGAUGAUUAUCUAAUACUUGUCCUCAAUAAGUAA